AAACUAAAAGCUCUCAAAAACCCGUCUCCUCCCUCCAAAAUUUAAAAACUCAAAAAUCCAAACUCACACGCCCAUAUUGAUGUUUAUAUAUACCAGAGAUGAAGUCUAUGAUCUCAACGUUCUCUUCUCAACUCUCCACACAAUUCCCAAUUUUCAUCAGAUCUUCAUCAAUCCCAAAGGACCCAAACUCCGAUUUUCUCUCUCUAAAUCGUUCCAUGUCUUCCUCACUCAAAUACCCGGUUUCUCUGAGCUUGGUUGACGGCGGUGGUGACCGGAUGGGACCGUUACGCCUUCCUUCCGGCGAGAUUCAUGUUAUUGUUGGACCAAUGUUUGCUGGAAAGACUACGGCUCUUGUUUGUCGAAUCAAAUCCGAGUCCAACAGUGGCAGAAAUAUAGCGAUGAUAAAGUCGAGCAAGGAUACAAGAUAUGCUGUUGAUUCGGUUGUGACACAUGAUGGGACAAAUUUCCCCUGUUGGGCCUUGCCAAAUCUUUUGUCAUUUAGAGAGAAAAUUGGAGCUGAAGCUUAUGAUAAGUUGGAUGUGAUUGGUAUUGAUGAAGCUCAAUUCUUUGAUGACCUCUAUGAUUUCUGCUGCAAUGCUGCUGAUCAUGAUGGAAAAACUAUAAUAGUUGCUGGUUUAGAUGGUGACUACUUGAGAAGGAGCUUUGGUUCUGUGCUUGACAUAAUACCCCUAGCUGAUUCCAUAACCAAGUUAACAGCUCGAUGUGAGCUUUGUGGCAAAAGGGCCUUUUUCACUUUGAGGAAGACGGAUGAAACAAAGACGGAACUUAUUGGUGGUGCUGAUGUCUAUAAGCCUGUUUGCCGGCAGCACUAUGUCAAAGGACAGGCUGUUAUUGAAGCAGCAAGGGUUGUCCUGGAGUCUUGUAAAGAUAAGAGUGAUUCAUGCCUUGAGAAAGUAGGAGUUGUUUAGUUAAUAUAGCUGGCUUCUUCAAAUUCUAAUAUGUUUUUAAGGGCUUUCAACUUAUUUAAAUCAGUUUGUUUGAUUAACAUGUUGAAUUUGGGUGU
Cornus florida is the source of this 1024-nucleotide messenger RNA. RefSeq names its product thymidine kinase a. The coding region runs from base 99 to 929 and encodes 276 amino acids. Lineage: Eukaryota; Viridiplantae; Streptophyta; Magnoliopsida; Cornales; Cornaceae. The record is from RefSeq and is a predicted model, not a curated record. The transcript is spliced from 4 exons. Gene Ontology annotation, biological process: thymidine metabolic process. Gene Ontology annotation, molecular function: ATP binding; thymidine kinase activity.